Messenger RNA from Aspergillus wentii DTO 134E9, 1248 nucleotides. RefSeq names its product branched-chain amino acid aminotransferase, cytosolic. The transcript has 4 exons. Gene Ontology annotation, cellular component: mitochondrion. Gene Ontology annotation, biological process: L-valine biosynthetic process; L-leucine biosynthetic process. Lineage: Eukaryota; Fungi; Ascomycota; Eurotiomycetes; Eurotiales; Aspergillaceae. The coding region runs from base 1 to 1248 and encodes 415 amino acids. Gene Ontology annotation, molecular function: branched-chain-amino-acid:2-oxoglutarate transaminase activity. The record is from RefSeq and is a predicted model, not a curated record.
AUGAAAUCCUUCAAUCAAUUGGCUCGCCGUAGGGCGCUGCACGGCCUUACUGUGCCCCGUGUGAUGCCCACUCAGUCUUCUGCGGCAAAUCGGUUAUGGCAGAAGAACUUCAGUGUCACAUCGGCCGCAUCGUCCCAAUUAGCUGGCCUCGAUGCCUCGAAGCUCGCGGUCACGAAAUCGACUACUCCCAAGGAGAUCUUGUCUCCAAAGGAUCUUGUUUUUGGAAAGACCUUCACCGAUCAUAUGCUCUCUAUUGAAUGGACGGCUACCGAUGGCUGGCAGACCCCCAACAUUAUCCCUUACCAGAAUCUCAGCCUGGACCCCUCGACCUGUGUUUUCCACUAUGCUUUUGAGUGCUUCGAGGGUAUGAAGGCCUACAAGGACAACAAUGGACAGAUUCGAUUGUUCCGCCCGGACAAGAACAUGGAGCGACUCAACAAGUCCUCUUCUCGGAUCGCCCUUCCGACCGUGGACGGUGAGGCUUUGACCAAGCUGAUUGGCGAGUUUGUGAAAUUGGACAACAGAUUCAUCCCUGACGGUCGCGGAUACUCAUUGUACCUUCGCCCAACGAUGAUUGGUACUCAGAAGACCCUCGGAGUCGGACCUCCCGGAUCUGCUCUUUUGUUCGUCAUCGCCAGUCCCGUUGGCCCCUACUACCCGACCGGCUUCAAGGCCGUCUCGUUGGAGGCCACUGAUUAUGCCGUGCGAGCCUGGCCCGGUGGUGUUGGAGACAAGAAGUUGGGCGCCAACUACGCCCCUUGCGUCCUUCCCCAAUUGAACGCCGCUUCCCGCGGUUUCCAGCAGAACCUGUGGCUGUUUGGAGAGGAGGAGUACGUGACCGAGGUUGGCACCAUGAACCUCUUUAUCGCUCUGAAGAACAAGGAGACUGGUAAGAAGGAACUGGUGACCGCUCCUUUGGACGGAACCAUUCUGGAGGGUGUCACAAGAGACUCUGUGCUGGGACUGGCCCGGGAGAGAUUGGCUCCCAACGGAUGGACGGUGUCUGAGCGCAAGAUCAGAAUGGCCGAGGUUGCCGAAGCCGCCGAGGAGGGACGGUUGCUCGAAGUGUUUGGGUCUGGUACUGCGGCCGUUGUUAGCCCUGUCCGAGCAAUCAGCUACCAGGGCAAGAUGGUGAACUGCGGAUUGAAGGAGAACGAAGAAGCCGGCGAAAUCGCACUCCAGAUGCUGAAGUGGAUUGAGGGAAUCCAGUACGGUGAUGAGGAGCACCCAUGGAGUGUUGUCAUUUAA